Messenger RNA from Phytophthora nicotianae INRA-310, 1013 nucleotides. Its product is annotated as ribosome recycling factor. Bases 56 to 835 code for a protein of 259 amino acids. The record is from RefSeq and is a predicted model, not a curated record. The transcript is spliced from 3 exons. Lineage: Eukaryota; Oomycota; Peronosporomycetes; Peronosporales; Peronosporaceae. Gene Ontology annotation, molecular function: ribosomal large subunit binding. Gene Ontology annotation, cellular component: mitochondrion. Gene Ontology annotation, biological process: translation.
CCUACAUUUUCGACUGUUGCUUUACUACUUUUGGUAUCUUCACGAGAGGCUGACGAUGGCUCUCCGCAUGAUCAGUCGCCGCGCUGCGCGCUUCGCUGCCGUUGCAACUCGUCCGCUUGCCCCUUCCGCAGCUGCUGCGCGGGCAUCUCCGUGCUUGGGCGCAUCGGCACUUCGGAUGCAGACUCGCUCGUUUGCCAAGGCCAAGAAAGCCAAGGGCGGCAAGAGCAAACCUGCUCCCGUUCUAGACGAUGAUGACGAUGACCUGGGCGACGAAGAGGACGGAGGAGCUGCAAAGGCGCUGGAGAAGGCCAAGAAGAACAUGAACGGCGCUGUGGUCAACUUCACACGUACAUUGAGCCAGAUGCGGCCGGGACGUGCGGACGCCGGCAUCUUUGACGAGCUGCACGUACAGGCGUACGGCCAGCAUGUACCGCUCGCGCAGGUGGCACAGGUGGCUGUUGCCGGCACACACGCGCUGAGUGUGACGGUCUACGACCCGUCGCUCAUGCAGGACGUCAAAAAGGCAAUUGAAGGCACGAACCCAGUCUACUCUGUGCGCGAGGACGUGAGCUCGCUCGAGAUUUCCUUCCCCAAAAUGUCGAAGGAGACUCGUGCUGAGCUGCUGAAGGCCACAAAGAAGCAGGCGGAACAGGCUCGGCAACACGUGCGUCGUGUGCGACAAGAUGCCAUGAACCACGCCAAGAAACUCAAAGACACUGUGUCGGAAGAUGACGUUGAGGUUCAGAAGGACCGCAUCCAGAAGAUCACAGACAGCUCCAUUGCUGAGAUCGACAAGCUUUUGGCUGCCAAGGAGAAAGACCUCAACACUGUCUGAGAGCAAAGACGGAGGUAGAGUACUCACUCGCCUGACAUAGAAUACAGACGACAACGGUGCGUUUGGUUUGCCCGAUACAAGGGUACAAUGUAGUCUUGAUGUAGUUGCAUUCUACCUCUACAAGAUGCUCCAUUGGUUGCGCACUCGAACGGCCAUGUGACGCACAAGGCGUUUGCGG